UAGAUGGAAAUUCAGUAAGUAAAUUAAAAUGAACUUGGACGAAUGGAUGGUAAGAAAAAAAAAGUGAAAGAUGAAACUUUACAUUCUUUUUAAGCAGUAGAGAUAGAUAUAGACCAAUGAAUUGUUCUCUUAGCUUUGAGCUGUAUUUGAACAAGACAAAUUAAUUAUGUGUACAAGUUCAGUGUCGUUCAGCCAUGUUCAAAGGGAAUUUUAUAUCCAACUUUAAGAUGAAUUCAUCUAUGAAGCAUCAUGCUGUUACAAUUAUAAUGUGAUCAAAUGGUCAAAAUGUUAAUUACCACAAGUUAAAUGGGCCCAUUAAUCAAUUUCGGGAUUAAUACCAAUUAAAUUGUAAUUAACAAAUCGGGCCCGUGAUUGGGGGGCUGAAUUAACGCUAAUAUGGUUAAGGUCCCACGGUCAAAGUCAACCCAUUAUAUAAGGAGCAGACUUGCACAUACGCAUCAGUCCAUCGCAUUAGCCAUCGUCUAUUCCGAAAAUCAUUCCUUUUUCCAAUCAGGAGAGCACGGUUCAUUGAUGUGAAGACUUUCCAUUACUCCGGCGAGGUGCCGGAGACGUUGUUGUUCUUCGUCCUCUCUAGACCCGAGAUGGCAUCACCAAACAGAGCUUUGAACCCAUCAGUUAUUUCCGGGCUCCUGAACUCAAUUGAGCACCUCAAUGGGACUAACUUUCCUACCUGGAAGGAGCAGAUUUUGAUUAACCUUGGUGUCAUGGACCUUGAUUAUGCACUUAGGGAAAAAGCUCCAGUUCCUUUGUCCUUUGAUGAUGAAAACCUUGCCGAGAGAACUAAGGUUUAUGAGGCUAAUAAGGAGAAGUGGGAGCGCUCCAAUCGCUUGUCUAUCAUGAUCAUGAAAAUCACAAUUACUCUUGGGAUUAGGGGAGCAAUCUCUGAUUCUGAAUGUGCUAAGACUUAUCUAGCGUCGGUGGAGGAGCAAUUUAAAGGCUCAACAAAAGUCUAUGCUAGUACGUUGAUCAUGAAAAUGCUCACCACUAAGUAUGAUGGUAAAAGCGGCGUGAGAGAACAUAUCAUGACUAUGAAUGAUAUGGCCGCAAAAUUAAAGGGCAUGGACAUGAAGAUUUCUGAGGGCUUUCUGGUUCACUUCAUUAUGACUUCUCUCCCUAUGGAGUAUGGUCCCUUCAAAAUUAAUUAUAAUACUCAGAAGGAGAAAUGGACCAUGAGUGAGCUCACAUCUAUGUGCGUUCAAGAAGAAGAGCGGCUUAAGGUUGAAAGGAUAGAUUAUGCUCAUCUUACUUCCAUAAACUUAGGGAAAAGAAAGUCUCAGGGUGAUGGGAAACCUAAGAAGAAGAUGAACUUCUCUAAUAUUGAUGCAAGCAAGCUAGGGAACUCUGGAACCAAGGACAUCGCUACAGAGCCUAAGGGUCCUAAGUGUCAUUUCUGCAAGGAAGAUGGGCAUGUCAUGAAAGAAUGUGAUGGCUUUAAGGCAUGGCUUGCUAAGAAGGGGAUUCCAUUCCGUGAGGACACUGAAAAAGAUGGAUCAAAGCCUUAGAUUUCCAAGUGGCAAGGAGACUGAUGAACAAGGAUUAGUAUGUCUCCUUGAGUAUUGGUGAUUGUUCAUCCUCCGUCGUAAUAAUACUCUUAUGUUCCUAGCAUGAGGGACCUUAUUUUGUUUCUCUAUGAUAUGAUGGAUUUGUUAUUUUGCGAACAAAUAUUGUGUUAUUAAGAGUUGUCAUGAUGGUUCUGGUUGUGUUA
Messenger RNA from Triticum urartu, 1726 nucleotides. NCBI's taxonomy places the organism in Eukaryota, Viridiplantae, Streptophyta, Magnoliopsida, Poales, Poaceae. The record is from RefSeq and is a predicted model, not a curated record.